AUGCCGGUUCGCUUGCUUCGCUGUGUUCGGAUUCGCUUCUCUGUUCUUACAGGUGCUUCGAAUGCCUACUGUGUGGUAGAACUCGAUGAGCCCUACCAACGGCACACUACGCACGUGGUGGCCUAUGGGGCCCAACUCUUCUGGGAUCAGCAUCUCCUCUUUGACUUGAAUAGGAACUCCAAACGGGCUGUAUUCGAGGUGUUUGAAAUUGGGAAAAAGAAAAGUGAGUCAUCUGAACAUCGAAUUUAUACAGAUCUUUAUAUGAUGCCUAUGACAUUGGGCUUGAAAAUAAUAUCGUCUUUCUGUUGUCACUUCUUGUCUCUUAUUAUUUGUUGA
Messenger RNA from Protopolystoma xenopodis, 336 nucleotides. The record is from the annotation of a GenBank genome assembly. NCBI's taxonomy places the organism in Eukaryota, Metazoa, Platyhelminthes, Monogenea, Polystomatidea, Polystomatidae.